UAGGAAUGAAGCGAAGCGUAACUUCGUGGAUUAUUGCUCUUGCUUGAUACAAAAUGACAUUAUGCAAUGACGCUCCGAAUAGCGCUAUGUGCAAAUGGAAAUAUUUCAUUAUUUUGGGUUUCACCAUACCAUUAAGUUUCGGAGCAGAACCCUUUAGGCCGCGAGAUGGUUCCGUACCUUUUUUAGUAUACUUCAGUUCCCGCUACCGUGGCCUGUGCGUGGGUACCUUAGUGUCCCGUACAGCGGUCAUCACUGCGAUGGUCUGCAUCACCGACCCCACCCUCCUAACUCACGACACUCGAGCGAUCAACGUGGUCACCGGCACAUCAUACCGACACCCACGGCGAGGCAUACGCGUACAAGUCACUAAGAUCAUUAUACCCAAACUGAGUAACAAUACAGCCGAAAGAACGUACAUGAUACAGAAGUCGCCAGCCAUCUUGCUCCUAUACAGGAAGGUGCCCGACGUGUUGGCAGAGGUGCCUCUGCGACCUAUAGAGGUCUACUACAAGGGAGAGGAGAUGAUGAGUCUGCAUGAACAGUGCUUGAUGGCCGGCUGGCAUUUCUUUUACAAAGGGGACAAAAUCUACUUGCCCCACAAGUUCUUGCUGCAGCGCAACGUCCGAGUCCAAUUCGUCGCCGUAGUGAAGAAGACCCUGUGGUGCGACACCAUCACGCUCAAGUUCCAGAAGGCUAUGAUCAACCGUGGUUACACGGGAGAAUUUGACGACGACGACGUCUCUGUAUGCGUGCGAGACCCUAAUAGAGAAGCUCAACCUUGUCAUGGUAUGUACGGAGCGCCGCUGGUGUGCCGGGGCAAGGCGGUCGGCAUGCUGACGGCCCCAGAAGCUCAGUGGUCCAACUGCACCGGCUACUCCAACCUGGUGCAGGUGUUCAAUUCCAACAACAUACGCCCCUUCAUGCACUGUGUGAGCAGUUUGUUCGAUCCAGAGUUUACCCUCAGUUGGGAGGAAAUGAAGAAGGGGCUGGAGAAUGGAAACGGGGAGGAGUUCGACUUCUUGCCGGAAAUAUACGAUGAUAUGAGAUACGACGUGAGCAACUCCGAGGAGGUGUAGCAAUGCUUGUCAGGCGCGGUCUUCGGCCGGUUUAGUGCUUUCGGUAGGUACUAUACACUAUGCGCGGAAAGUCAGUAGGUAUAGCACUCUCUCUGUUGCGAAAGCCCACUCAAAUUAUCUCAGGUAUCAGAGAAAUUAUGUCAGAUCUCCGAAUCGUCGAUGCCGCAAAGACUAGGGUCUUCAAUGAGUGCAAACCUCUGAUGACGUAUGGAGCGGAAACGUGGACACUGACAGUUAGCCUCGUCCACAAACUAAUCGUCACUCAGCGCGCUAUGAGCGAGCUAUGUUGGGUACCACUCUCAGAAAUAAAAUCCUGAACGAGAAAAUUCACUGAAGAACAGAAGCGGUCGAUAUGGCUCAAAGGAUAUGCAAGAUGAAGUGGCAAUGGGCAGAGGUUAUGUCUGUGCCAGAACCAACGACCGAUGGGGCAGACGUGUUCUGGAGUGGAGACCGAGUGCAGUGUGG
Messenger RNA from Maniola jurtina (meadow brown), 1541 nucleotides. RefSeq lists its product as uncharacterized. NCBI's taxonomy places the organism in Eukaryota, Metazoa, Arthropoda, Insecta, Lepidoptera, Nymphalidae. Gene Ontology annotation, biological process: proteolysis. Bases 54 to 1076 code for a protein of 340 amino acids. The record is from RefSeq and is a predicted model, not a curated record. The transcript is spliced from 8 exons. Gene Ontology annotation, molecular function: serine-type endopeptidase activity.